AUGAAAAAAUUUGAUCCCCAUGAAGCGACCACAAAUCCGUCGUUGAUUUUAGAAGCCACUAAAAAACCUCAUUAUGAUUAUUUAAUUAAUUCAGCUAUUGAAUAUGUGAAUAGUAAAGAAAUUCCAAUGAAGAAAAUGACCGAAUUGGCUGCUGAAAAACUAUUGGUGAACUUUGGUGCAGAAAUUCUCAAGCUUAUUCCAGGUCGGGUGUCAGUUGAGGAAAUUAGUAUUGAUAAGUCACGAAUAAUGAUAAAGAUUGCAUCAACGUGGGAAGGAAUUCAAGCUGCUAAGAUACUUGAGAAGGAAGGAAUUCAAUGCAAUAUGACUUUAAUUUUCUCAUUUGUUCAGGCUGUUGCAUGUGCAGAAGUGGGUGUGACUAUAAUCUCCCCCUAUGCCGGUAGAAUUCUCGAUUG
Molecule: messenger RNA, 413 nt
Organism: Dentiscutata erythropus
Lineage: Eukaryota; Fungi; Glomeromycota; Glomeromycetes; Diversisporales; Gigasporaceae
Source: the annotation of a GenBank genome assembly